This is a messenger RNA of Talaromyces proteolyticus, 1584 nucleotides long. RefSeq lists its product as uncharacterized. The record is from RefSeq and is a predicted model, not a curated record. Gene Ontology annotation, biological process: phosphatidylcholine biosynthetic process. NCBI's taxonomy places the organism in Eukaryota, Fungi, Ascomycota, Eurotiomycetes, Eurotiales, Trichocomaceae. Bases 1 to 1584 code for a protein of 527 amino acids. The transcript has 2 exons.
AUGGGUUACGACGAUACACUUGCGCGGAGCAAGUCUGCGCCGACGUCAUCUGAAGCUACAACAGCACCAGUGUCUCCGGACCUGCUAGCUGUCGACUCGGAAGGACUCGCAGAGCCUACAGAUGGCUCUAGCUCGCCCACAUCAACGCCGGGGAAACUAUCGAGAAGCCCGUCCUUCUCGAAUAGUAGCUCCUACCAGGAAGACUGGGAGACGUUCCCACCACUCGACAAACUGACCUUGUUUGAUAUGUUCGACUCCUUUUCUCUCUCCCAGAAGAUUGAAAAAUGGCAGCAGACAAUCAACAUACAACGGGAGCGGGUGCGGAAGCAGCGCCAGAAGCUGAAAUCUGUUUCUGAUCUCGCCAAGGAUCGCGUCGUGGGCCAGUUGAAGAAAAGAAUCCCUACGGCUGAUGAGCAGCUCGAAAAAUACCGACGUCGAAUGCGUGAUUCUGUGGACAGACUGAAUAAACAAUGGAACAAGACCCUGACAGUGACUCUUCAAGAAAAGAUAUCGUUCAUUGCUGGUGUGAUGAAUAUUUUCGUCAGCGGUUACAUUAUCGGAGCUCAUCCGGAAUACUUUUAUUGGUGGUACACGGCUCAACUUGUCUAUUUCAUGCCUAUUCGCCUCUACACAUACCAUAAGCGCAACUAUCACUACUUCUUGGCAGACCUGUGCUAUUUCGUGAAUCUCUUGUCGAUGUUGAGUAUUUGGAUCUUCCCACAAUCGAAGCGGCUUUUGAUCGGAACAUUUUGUCUGUCUUAUGGGAAUAAUGCCGUCGCUAUUGCCAUGUGGCGCAAUUCGUUGGUCUUCCAUAGCCAUGACAAGGUAGUCAGUGUGUUUAUCCAUAUCAUGCCUCCCGUCGCCUUCCACUGUAUUGCACAUAUGACUCCGGUUCAGAUGCUCAAAGAUAGAUUCCCAGCUGUCUAUGAUGUGAAGUACAGCGAAAAAGGCGCACCCGAGCAUUUCACACUUCUGGCGAUGAUGUUUUGGGCCUCUCUCUCAUACGCUGUCUGGCAGCUAUCUUAUUAUCGAUUCAUAACGGUUCGCCGUAGAGAAAAGAUUGCCGCUGGUCGAUUAACUAGCUUCACCUGGCUCCGUAGAUCGUACGCCAAGACCUUUAUUGGCAAAUUUGUCUUGAGCCUUCCUGAUGUUCUUCAGGAGCCUGCAUUUAUGGUGAUCCAGUAUCUCUACGCACUGUUGACUAUGGUUCCCUGCCCAUUGUGGUUUUGGUACCGAUGGCCCAGUGCUGCCUUCAUAACAGUCAUGUUCAUGUGGAGCAUUCACAAUGGUGCAACUUAUUACAUCGACGUUUUCGGAAACCGAUUCCAGAAGGAACUAGAAGAAUUGAAACGAGACGUUGCUAAAUGGCAAUCUUCUCCUGACUUCACAACCAGUCCAGCUCUCACUCCUGGCCUUAGUGAGCAAGGUUCGCGCGCACUUGGCGAUUUGAUGACUACAACAGCAGACGAAACUGACAAAGCGAGCCUUGAACGCAUUCCUACUCUUGACGCGCUGUCUAACUCUUCUGGUGCCGAACCCCACGUCCCUGAUGUGGCUUCUGAAUUGCGGGACCGAACAACCUAG